Molecule: messenger RNA, 1296 nt
Organism: Colletotrichum truncatum
Lineage: Eukaryota; Fungi; Ascomycota; Sordariomycetes; Glomerellales; Glomerellaceae
Source: RefSeq, a predicted model, not a curated record
AUGUCUUCCAUCGUCAACAAGGUUAAGGAGGCUCUCCACUCCGACAAGAAGCACGAGGAGCCCGAGGGCACUCACGGAACCCACAACUCCCGCGCUGCCAACGCCGCCGACCCCAGAAUCGACUCUGACCGUGACCACCGCGCCAACCCCGCCGGCACCACCGGCACACACACCGGUACUACUGGCACUCACACCGGUACCACCGGCGGCAACUACACCCACUCUAGCAACACCACCACCGGCUACGAUGACCCCUCUGGCACUCACGGCCCCCACGGCAGCAAGGUCGCCAACAAGGCCGACCCCCGUGUCGACUCUGACCGCGACCACCGUGGUGCCCCCGGCACUACUGGCACUCACACCGGUACUUCUGGUCUGACCGGUACCCACGGCACUUCCGGCCUUACUGGCACUCACGGUACCACCACCGGCACCUCCGGUCUCACCGGCACUCACGGUACCACUGGUACCCACGGCACCACUGGCCUGACCGGCUCUAACGUUACUACCGGCUACGAGGACCCCUCCGGUACUCACGGCCCUCACGGCAACCGUGCCGCCAACAAGGCUGACCCUCGCGUCGACUCUGACCGUGACCACCGCGGUGCCCCCGGCUCCGGCCUGACCGGCACCACCGGCACUCACACUGGCACUUCUGGCCUGACUGGUACCCACGGUACCACCGGCACUUCUGGUUUGACCGGUUCUCACGGCACCACUGGUACCCACGGCACCUCCGGUCUUACCGGCACCCACGGUACCACUGGUACUCACGGCACCUCUGGCCUGACUGGCUCCAACGCCACCACCGGCUACGAGGACCCCUCUGGUACUCACGGCCCCCACGGCAACCGUGCCGCCAACAAGGCUGACCCUCGCGUCGACUCUGACCGCGACCACCGCGGUGCCCCCGGCUCCGGUCUGACCGGCACUCACGGCACCACUGGUGCUCACACCGGCGCCGCCGGUGCCGGAGGUGCUCUCGGUGGCUCCCACGGAGUCAACCCCGGCCCUGCCCCCAACACUGCCGGCCCCCACAAGUCCGACGCCUUGAACAAGGCCGACCCCCGCGUCGACUCUGACCUCGACGGAAGCAAGACCGUCGGCGGUGACAAGACCUACGCCCAGUCAAACACUACGGGUGUUGCAAAGGACCCUACCGACGCCGCUCAGGUCCCCCCAUCUGUCCUGGCUAAGCACAUUGGCGAGCCCGAGAUCGCGCACGACGACCACGGUCACAACCGCGCGAGACGCAACAGCAAGGUGUCUGCUCAGGAGCUGCACCGCGGAUUGUAA